Labrus bergylta (ballan wrasse) is the source of this 1778-nucleotide messenger RNA. NCBI's taxonomy places the organism in Eukaryota, Metazoa, Chordata, Actinopteri, Labriformes, Labridae. The record is from RefSeq and is a predicted model, not a curated record.
CACCUCCCUCUCAGUAGGUUUCCUCCUCAGUCGGAGGGAGCUGCAGAGGACCAACAGGACGAGUCAGUUCUGAUCGUGGACUCUGAGAGACGCACACACAGACACACACCGUCACCAUGAGGUUCGAGGAGAUCCUGGACGACGUUGGCGGCUUCUCCAGGUUCCAGUUCAUGAUCCUGUUGAUCCUGUGCCUCCCUCGAGCCAUCCUCCCCCUCCACUUCCUCCUGCACAACUUUGUGUCUGCGACGCCUUCUCACCGCUGCGCCCUCGCCGGCCCUGAUGACGGGGACGGGGUGUCACAGAGCGCCGACCCCGGGUCCCUGGCCCUCAGGAUCCCCCGCCAGGAGGACGGCUCCUUCAGCUCCUGCAGAGUUUACGACCCCCCCCUCAGCCCGGACUUUGACCAGGGUAACAUGACGGCACCUUGCCCGCACGGCUGGAUCUACGACCAAUCACAGUUCAGCUCCACGACCGCCACAGAGUGGGAUCUGGUGUGUGAAGACAAACAGCUGAAUCAAGCCCUCGCCACCUACUUCUUCCUCGGGGUCACGUUUGGAGCCAUCUUGUUCGGGCAGCUUUCUGACAAGUUUGGCCGUAAGUCGAUGCUUCUCCUGGCGUUACUCUUCUCUAGCAUGCUGGGCGUCACCUCCGCCUUCUCCACCUCCUACGUCAUGUUCGCCGUCUCCAGAGCACUGUGCGGCGUGGCGCUUAGCGGGCUGUCCAUCAUCGGCGUCGUCCUCGGUAUUGAGUGGACGGAUGUGAAACACCGAACCUUCACCGGCACAGUCAUGAGUUUGUCCUGGAGCGCUGGAAACAUGCUUCUGGCUUUGAUGGCCUACUUCAUACGAGACUGGAGACACCUGACGUUGGCGGUGACGGCGCCCUGCACUGCUGCCAUCAUCGCCUGGUGGUGGCUGCCGGAGUCGGCACGCUGGCUGCUGGCUAACGGCAGGAUAGAGGAAGCCAAGAAGUAUUUGGUUCAGUGCGCUAAAAUGAACGGGAAGAACGAGUACACGUCCAAACUGGACUCUGAGACUUUGGGGAAGGUCACUGUGUCGGAGGUGGCAGAGAAGACCCACUCUUACCUGGACCUGGUCAGAACACCUCAGCUGAGGAAGAUCACACUCUGCUCUGGAUUGUUUUGGUUUGCCGUCGCCUUCCUGUACUACGGGAUCAGUUUCAGGAUCUCAGGUUUUGGUGUCAGUAUCUACCUCACUCAGUUCAUCUAUGGCGCCAUCGAAGCUCCCGCCAAAAUCUUCACCUUCUUUGUCCUGAACUGGAUCGGCAGGCGAAACGGCCAGGCGUGGUUUCUGAUCACAACAGGAGCUCUAAUUGGAAUCAACACGGCCAUACCUUUUGAGUACACGAUGGUUCGUAUGUGCAUCGCCGUCGUGUCCAAGGGCUUCUCAGAGGCGGCGUUCACCACGGCGUUCCUUUACACGGCUGAACUCUUCCCAACAGUCCUGAGGCAGUGCGGGAUCGGAUACACCUCGUGUCUCUGUCGGAUCGGGAGCUCGCUCGCUCCGCUCGUCAUGCUGCUGGAGGACGUCUGGCUCCUCCUGCCGCCGCUGAUCUUCGCCGUGACGGGGAUCAUCAGUGGGAGCUUAGUGUUCAUGCUCCCUGAGACGCUCAACGUGCGUCUGCCUGAGAACAUCUUCGACGUGGAAGAGGGGAGGUGGAGUAUCUUCAUACACAGACAAUGUGACGCCGAUGGGGACGCAAAGAUCGAGCUGAUGAAGCUGAACUCCAAAGAGACGACAGACGCGCAGGACGACUGA